CAGAAACACACACACUUUGUCUGAAGAAUUCCAGAAAACUUUUUGCCAUUUCGCGAAAACGAUCAACACAGAAGAAAAUCUCAACGAGCUCGCAGAAGAAUUCCUUCUUCGUCUCCGUCUCCGUCUCUCUCCCCGCGAAACUCACCAUGGGAACUUCUCACAGCCGCGAAGGCGCAGACCUCUCCGACUCCGACGACUACCACUCCGAAACAGAGGAUCGCGACGACGAAGAAGAAGAAGAAGAGUACGAGGAUGUUCACUACGACGCCGUCGAGCGCCAGGAGACGCCUCAAACGACUUCCUCGAACCGGACGAUCGACGAAAUCGACACCAAAUUGAAAUCUCUGAAGCUCAAAUACGGCGACGCCUCCUCUCAGGGAAGUGGCGAGCGUCGCGUCAAGCUCUACCUCCACUUAGGCGGAAACAGUCCCAAGGCGAAGUGGAUCGUCUCCGAGAAGUCGGCUCCGUACGCCUUCGUGAAGAGCGGCGGCGGAGGGGAGGACGAUGAGGACGAAGGAGGAUCUUCCAGCGGCGGAGGUAAGAAGAAUUCGUUCUGGAUUCUCCGGGUCGGGGCGAAAGUUAGGGCUAGGGUUUCGACGGAGAUGCAAUUGAAGAUGUUUGCGGAUCAGAGGAGGGUCGAUUUCGUCGAUAGUGGUGUCUGGGCGUUGCGAUUCUCGGCGGACGAGGAGUUCAGGAGAUUCGUUAACGAGUAUCACGAUUGCUUGUUCGAGAAUGUGUACGGGCUUAAGGCGACCGAGGAGAAUAAGGUGAAGGUGUACGGGAAGGAAUUCAUCGGGUGGGCGAAACCGGAGACCGCCGACGAUUCGAUGUGGGAGGAUGAGGAAGGCGGAGAGGAGAAGUUCACCCCGUUGCGCGCGAAUCAAGAUUUGAUGGAGGAAUUCGAGGAGGCAGCUAACGGUGGCGUCCAUAGCUUGACUCUAGGUGCUCUUGACAAUAGUUUCCUUGUCAACGAUCUGGGUGUUCAGGUUUACAGGAACAAUCAGAAGGGAAUCCAUGGCAAGGGCAUUUGUGUGAGCUUUGACGACAGGAACAGUGGAUCACGUUUGGCGAAAUCGACCCCGAAGAAGGGAAUGCUCAUGAGAGCUGAGACUAACAUGAUGCUCAUGAGUCCCAUGAAAGACGGGAACCCACAUUCGACAGGGAUCAAACAGCUCGACAUUGAGACAGGGAAGAUUGUGACAGAGUGGAAGUUUGAGAAAGAUGGGACAGAGAUUACAAUGAGGGAUAUCACAAAUGAUAACAAGGGUUCUCAAUUGGAUCCUUCAGAGAGCACAUUCUUGGGAUUGGAUGAUAACAGGUUGUGUCAAUGGGAUAUGAGGGAUAAGAGUGGGAUUGUGCAGACUAUUGGUAAAGCCAGCGAUUCACCUGUUCUGCAGUGGAGCGAAGGGCAUCAGUUCUCGAGAGGUACUAAUUUCCAGUGCUUUGCGAGUACCGGUGAUGGAUCCAUUGUGGUUGGCUCACUGGAUGGGAAGAUAAGGCUGUACUCAAGGAGAUCACUGAGACAGGCCAAGACGGCUUUCCCGGGUCUUGGUUCGCCCAUUACUCAUGUGGAUGUUACAUAUGAUGGGAAAUGGGUGCUGGGGACUACUGAUACGUAUUUGAUUCUCAUUUGCACUCUGUUUACGGACAAGGAUGGUAAGACCAAGACCGGAUUCGGUGGUCGAAUGGGGAAUAAAAUACCAGCUCCCAGAUUGUUGAAGUUGAUGCCACUGGAUUCACAUUCGGCUGGUGGCAACAACAAGUUCCAUGGCGGCCAUUUCUCAUGGGUGACUGAAAACGGUAGGCAAGAGCGCCACAUCGUGGCGACGGUGGGGAAGUUCAGCGUGAUAUGGGACUUCCAGCAGGUGAAGAACAGUGGACACCACUGCUACAAGAAUCAGCAGGGGCUGAAGAGCUGUUACUGCUACAAGAUCGUGCUGAAGGAUGAGUCGAUCGUGGAGAGCCGGUUCAUGCACGACAACUACGCCGUCAGCAACUCCCCCGAGGCUCCUUUGGUGGUGGCGACGCCGAUGAAGGUCAGCUCCAUUAGCCUCUCCGGCAGCAAGCAGCAGCGGUCACGCGGUUGAGAUGUGUGGUCUCUCUGUGGUUCGUUUUCGUAGUUGUUCGAUUUGUGCAGAGUUUGGUUUUCUGGUUUCGGCUGUAUGUAGGGUUUGAUUUUGCUUCUCAAAACUGAUAUUCCCUCGUAAUUCAGAUUUCUGCUUGUACGUAAUGCCAUUGAGAAUCAGUACGGUUUGUGUUCAUUUCCCAUUGUUGUAGUUCAAGUGUGAAUUAUGAUGCGAUAUUUUUUUUUGUCAAUAGAUCAC
Linum tenue is the source of this 2324-nucleotide messenger RNA. Lineage: Eukaryota; Viridiplantae; Streptophyta; Magnoliopsida; Malpighiales; Linaceae. The record is from the annotation of a GenBank genome assembly.